Molecule: messenger RNA, 1758 nt
Organism: Kwoniella mangroviensis CBS 8507
Lineage: Eukaryota; Fungi; Basidiomycota; Tremellomycetes; Tremellales; Cryptococcaceae
Exons: 6
Coding region: 1-1758 (585 amino acids)
Biological process (GO): box C/D snoRNP assembly
Cellular component (GO): nucleus
Molecular function (GO): metal ion binding
Source: RefSeq, a predicted model, not a curated record
AUGAACAACCCACACGGUUUGCCCGCCCGGCCCAAUUUCUCCGCUACGCCUCAAGCAGGACCAUCUCAACCUCGUCCUCCUACCCAAGCCCACGGUCAAAACCAACGUAGAGGUCGGCCUCAUCAGAACCAGCAGCAACAACAGCAAUAUCAAGGUGAAGCAAAUCCAUCAUUAUCUUACAACCCUUAUGCAAAUCAGGCAUCUUAUACAGGUGGAUAUCCGCAAUAUGGACUUCCUCAACCUCCUUCCUAUGGAAUGAUGGGAAGUAGCGGAGGUUAUCAGCAGCCGAAUAUCUCAGGUGGUUAUCCUUCUUUCUUGCCUUCCCAACCUACGUACCCUCAGUAUCCUCAAUACCCUCAGUUGUCCAAUCAGUUAUCUGCUCAAGCGCUAUUCCACCAACCACCUCAGCCGCAAGUAAACUCCGGUGGUUAUUCCUAUUCGUCUACUUAUGCUGAAUCGCAACCUCCUGCCAAACGACAGCGUCCGAACUCGAAAUCGCAAGCUAGCUCAGUUAUACAAUCAUCGGGAGUCGGGCCUGGUAGUGGUAGUGCCAGUGGUAGUGGAAAGGGGAGUGUAGGAACGUGGAGGAACUGUUCUCAUCCCGGUUGUAAAUUUGUCGGACCAUCUGAGAAAGUCCAGAUUCACGAAGAAGAUAGACAUCUAAUAUUUGUUAAUGGAAAGAUGCCACAGAGGAGUGAAGAAGAAGAGAGAUAUGCUAGGAGGAAAGGUCCACCACCACCUAUUCAAGGUACGAAUAUCACGCUCAAUACGCCCGAGGAGAUUGAAAAGUGGAUAGCGGAGAGAAAAGCUAAAUGGCCAAGCGCGAAACGUAUACAAGAGAAGGAAGAAGAAAGGACUGCGGCUAUCGCUCGAGGGGAGAUUCCCGCACGAGGUAAACGGAAGAAGAUGGACGCCGCUUCUCUAGCUGAAGAAUGGGGUCGACCCGUAAAUGUCGAUGAUCAAUCUGGUGGUGAAAGGACAAGAAGGGGAAGAGGUAGAGGUAUAGAUAUAGAUAGAGGAUCGAGAGGCAGAGGACGAGGAAGAGGUAGGGGUGGGCAUAUCGGACAUACGAUAACAGAAACUGGUGAUCAAGCUUGGAGUCAAAUCACCACUCUACCUUCCAUCAAACCAAAAAGCUCUCAAUCAAGUGCUAAGCCAAGUAUCAAUGCUCUAUCAGCUUUAGAGGGAUAUGAUACACCUACUUCAUCAAGUAAAUCGAUCGACUCAAGCUCGGAUGCCGAAUCAGAUAGCGACAGUAGCAGUGGUAGUGGUAGCACUACUUCAAGUGAUUCGUCUUCAGAAAAUGACUCAUCGGAAGAUGAAUCGAUUUCGAAAGACGAAGACCAAGCUGCGUCAAAUCAGGACCAAGCUGCAGUGAAUACUCCCAUAUCAACGAAAGGAAAAAAAGAGAUAUGCAAGUUCUUCAAGAGGAAUGGGAAUUGUAAAUUCGGUAAUAAAUGUAGAAAUUUACAUAUGAUCGACGAGGAUACGACAUCUAUCGAUGUCAGAGGUAAUUCACACUCUAGACAACCUCAAAUUCAAUCUACAAAUAGUAAGAAACAAAAUCAUUUCGCCAGACCGAGCAUGUUAGGAUCGUUACUGUCCAACCCUAUCCAAAAUACCAUCUCACAGCUCUCACAGACCAUUCGAUUCCUAGUGGCCAAUAACAUGCUGGAGGGAGUCGAACUGAAUCCCGGUGAUGCCCAAGCACAAGAAGAUGAGAAGAACAAAAUUACGGAAAUUGAAGAAACAACAUAG